Messenger RNA from Exophiala aquamarina CBS 119918, 1725 nucleotides. RefSeq lists its product as uncharacterized. Gene Ontology annotation, biological process: DNA-templated transcription. Bases 1 to 1725 code for a protein of 574 amino acids. The transcript has 3 exons. The record is from RefSeq and is a predicted model, not a curated record. Lineage: Eukaryota; Fungi; Ascomycota; Eurotiomycetes; Chaetothyriales; Herpotrichiellaceae. Gene Ontology annotation, cellular component: nucleus. Gene Ontology annotation, molecular function: zinc ion binding; DNA-binding transcription factor activity, RNA polymerase II-specific; DNA binding.
AUGCCACAGUCCCCUUCAAAUAACGAGCCGCAUAAGAAACGGCGUUUCAAAAUCCAGAGCGAAUUUGGAAAUGCCCGCCAAUGGAGGAGCCGUAAAAGUCGGCCCUGCGACAUCUGUCGAAAGCGAAAGACUGCGUGUGUUAUCGAAGAUCGGCCACCUUGCCUGUUUUGCAAAGGAAGAGGACUGGAUUGUACGUCUUCACUCGAGCCUCAGACAGUAGUACAACGAUUCUCAAGUCUCCCAAGUUUGGACCAGGAUGAGGAGCCUCCCGUUUCACUUCAGACUCCAAUAGACGGUCCUCCCCCUGAGAGUCCUGUCUUCCAGGAGCAUAUCACCCCUAGUAGUGUCGAGGUCGACCACACAAUGUUGUCUCCCGCUACUAGUGUCGAACAAAUGAGGCGGCGCGACCACUUUGUGAAUCUUUAUCCCAGUACACCAAGCAGACAUGAGGGUAGCCUAGAACCUAAAAUUUACACCCUCGAGGACAACAAGAACCAAACAGCACAUUCAAUGGGCUUAUCUGCGGAACAGGACACCAACCUUCUGGCAACGUAUCGCUCUGUCAUUAUCAAUGAAAGCAACCGCGUUGCUGGUGACAUCAUCAAAGUUUACCCAGGCAAUGUUAGUGCUGGGGCCCCACCACUGCAUUUCUACAUCCUCAGCGAUCUGUUCAUGCCGUAUGAUAACUGUUUGAAGGAAGAAUGUUCACAGCUUAUUGAAUCUAAGGUCGAAUACCAUGGCCCGAGCCUUGUGCGUCUCUACUUCAGAUAUGUUCACCCGGUCUACUGCAUUGUCUCUAAAGUGCGGUUCCUUCGGUCGUAUAAAGAGGACAGAUUUAGCAUUCCAGCAUCGCUGAGGGGUGCCAUAUAUGGACUUGGUGCAGUCUUUUGGAACCAUGACCCCGAGCUGAGCGCAAUUACUCGCCCAUUUGAACAGUAUGAACUGUUUCAAGCCGCUCAAACAUCGCUCGAGAGGGAGCUUGAGGCCCCCAACUUAUGGAAAAUGCAGGCAUGCUUACUCAUGCUCCAUGAAAGAGCUGCUGGUAACGGCGUAUUUGAGACACCUCGGACCUGGACACUGUCUGCUCAAGCAGUCGCUUGUGCACAGAUGAUAGGCCUUCACCGUGACCCAUCUGAGUGGAACAUCGCAUCAUGGGAGAAGAGUCUCAGAAAGAAGUUGUGGUGGGCCACCUACAUCACUGAUACGUGGUCAUCAGUUUCGCACGGCAAUCCUCCCCACAUCCACAAAGACUUCUAUGGAACCUCUAAUCUUGACAUGGAGGACUUGAGAUAUGACGAAGAUGUCCCUGAAGACCUCCAACACAUGGUUGAUAUCUCAAGUACUUGCUUCGAGGUCUCCACGGCUGCUCGGUUUCUGGAGCUAGUAAAACUUACCCAAAUUCUUGGAGGUUUGCUGGAUGCCUCAUUUCCCCGGGCGGCCAUGAAUUGCACUGGUAUUGCUCUUGAUCCUAAUGAAGGCGUAGGUCCACUGCAUCUUGCCUAUUUCGCGACCCAGGUCUUGCUUCUUCGGGCUUUAAUGUCACCUGGCUCGGCUGCUGCGAAGAAUGACCCGCAGUCAUCCCUUCGCCGGUACUUUCCGUUAGCGAUAGAACAAAUGGGCUAUUUUCUAACGUUCACAAACGAGAUCACACUUGAAGCACUUCAGUCAUUCUGGGGUCGACGUGAGUUCUCUUCCAGCACCCUGUCAAGGCGACAAGAGAUCUGA